Eucalyptus grandis is the source of this 1341-nucleotide messenger RNA. RefSeq names its product basic proline-rich protein-like. Lineage: Eukaryota; Viridiplantae; Streptophyta; Magnoliopsida; Myrtales; Myrtaceae. Bases 1 to 1323 code for a protein of 440 amino acids. The transcript is spliced from 2 exons. The record is from RefSeq and is a predicted model, not a curated record.
AUGAAGAGCUACACGACCGCAUUUAUAAAACAUUAUUUUACCAUAACAUACACGCGCAUCAUUUCCAUUAUAUUCCCAAUUUCUCCACCGACGCUGGUGCCUCCCCACCAAUGCCACUACGGCGGACUUCCCCUUCCUGUAUCCUCACCUCUUCCACCGCCUCCACCUCAACCUAUCCUGCCGCCGCUGCCUCCAAUACCUCCCCCUACUCCUCCUCCGAUGCCGCCGCCAACCCCACCUCCUACUCCACCGCCUCCACUUCCUCUUCCACCACCAUGUCCACCACCUCCUCCUCCUACGCCUACGCCUCCACCAACACCUCCACCUACACCACCGCCAAUACCUCCUCCAACGCCACCUCCGGCUCCACCACCAUGUCCACCUCCACCUCCUCCUCCGCCUACACCCCCACCUGCACCACCACCAAUACCUCCUCCAACGCCACCUCCGGCUCCACCACCAUGUUCACCGCCACCUCCUCCUCCGCCUACACCUCCACCUGCACCACCACCAAUACCUCCUCCAACACCACCUCCGGCUCCACCACCAUGUCCACCACCUCCUCCUCCACCACCACCACCAAUACCUCCUCCGACGCCACCUCCGGCUCCACCACCAUGUCCACCGCCACCUCCUCCUCCACCUACACCCCCACCAACACCUCCACCUGCACCACCACCAAUACCUCCUCCAACGCCACCUCCAGCUCCACCACCAUGUCCACCACCACCACCUCCUCCUCCGCCUACACCUCCACCUACACCACCACCAAUACCUCCUCCGACGCCACCUCCGGCUCCACCACCAUGUCCACCUCCUGCACCACCACCUCCACUUCCUCCACCACCACCUUUACCGCCUUCACCACCACCUCCUCCAGCACCUCCACCACUACCGCUGCCGCCGCCUUUACCACCUCCACCACCACCACCUCCAACACCUCCGCCUGCACCGCCACCAACGCCACCUCCAACUCCUCCACCUGCUCCUCCUCCGAUUCCACCACCACCACCUUUGCCGCCGCCUUUACCACCUCCACCACCACCUCCUCCAGCACCUCCACCUACACUGCCACCGCCACCAGCGCCACCUCCAACACCUCCACCUGCUCCUCCUCCUCUACUGCCUCCGCCUCCUGCACCUCCACCUCCCCCUCCCCCUCCAGCUCCAGCUCCACCCCCACCCCCACCUUUACCUCCAACACCUCCUCCGCCUCCAGCGCCACCUCCAACGCCACCUCCAACGCCACCACCAAUGCUGCCACCAAUGCCACCGCCAAUACCACCACCGAGUCCACCUCCUGCACCAUGGCCACUAGCGUAACAGCCAGCUGUGCUGCUC